Messenger RNA from Salarias fasciatus (jewelled blenny), 1171 nucleotides. RefSeq names its product protein lifeguard 2-like. The record is from RefSeq and is a predicted model, not a curated record. Lineage: Eukaryota; Metazoa; Chordata; Actinopteri; Blenniiformes; Blenniidae. The transcript is spliced from 12 exons. Bases 20 to 850 code for a protein of 276 amino acids. Gene Ontology annotation, biological process: negative regulation of apoptotic signaling pathway. Gene Ontology annotation, cellular component: Golgi apparatus; membrane; endoplasmic reticulum.
UGGGCGACGCAGAAGCACCAUGACGCAGGGCAAGGUGUCGCUUGCAAACAAGGCCACUGGUGGUUCCACCAGUGGAGAGACUCUGGUGUCACCGGCUCCUCCCAGCUAUGAAGAAGCCACUGCAGGAGUCAGUGCUCCUUGCUACGAUGAUGCUGAGAUGCUCACAGAGUUCACCUGGGAUGACCGGAACAUCCGCAGGGUCUUCAUCCGGAAGGUCUACGCCAUCUUGAUGAUCCAGCUUCUGGUCACUCUUGCUAUUGUGGCUCUGUUCACUUUCUGUGACCCGGUGAAGGACUACAUCCAGUCGAACCCUGGCUGGUACUGGGCCUCAUACGCCGUGUUCUUUGUCACAUACCUGAUCCUGUCCUGCUGCUCCACACCGAGGAGACAGUUCCCGUGGAAUCUGAUUCUGCUCACCAUCUUUACCCUCUCCCUGUCCUACAUGACCGGGAUGUUGUCCAGCUACUACAACACCAAGUCCGUAGUGAUGUGUCUGGGCAUCACAGCAGCAGUCUGUCUCCUGGUCACCGUCUUCAGCUUUCAAACCAAGCUGGACGUGACGUCGUGCCAAGGCGUGCUCUUUGUCUUCUGCAUGGUGAUGCUCCUCUCCGGACUGGUGCUGGCUUUUGUUCUCCCAUUUCAAUAUGUGCCAUGGCUGGACGCCACAUACGCCGUGUUGGGAGCCAUACUGUUCACCAUGUUUUUGGCGUUCGACACCCAGCUGCUCAUGGGGAACAAGCAGUACGCCAUGAGCCCAGAGGAAUACGUCUUCGCCACGCUCAACAUCUACCUGGAUAUCAUCUACGUCUUCUCCUUCUUCCUCCAAAUCUUUGGAACAAAACGGGACUAAACUUAUCGAGGGCUACACAAAUGUAGGAAUUUAGGCAGGCGUGACCGUCUAUAAAAAUGUCGGUGAUUGUGGUGAGAGUGCUUCCAGUAACAACACAACCAUUAUUUCACCCGGAAUGAAUACUCCUACAUGAACAUGAACGCAUGACAGUAGUCACACCUAAGACGUCUGAAACCGUUUCCUCCCCUCUAGCAUGAAUAUAAAACCAACUUUCCCAGACAGAAAACUCUCUGUGACCUUCGUUCAGUUCAAGUAGAUGAGACAUUUUGUCCACAUCACGCUGUGUGGGUGUGUGAGAUCCAUGCUUACAUCCACAUUCAU